CACAUACCAGUGGCAUUUUCCAGAUUUCUCGGUCUUUGAUCAGCUGUAAAAGCAUCGGAGAUUGAUAGAAAGAGCGAAGAGAAGCUGUGUCCAUGGCGGAUCAGGAUGAGGUGCCGGAGGGGACCGUGCAGAACAUACUGAGCCAAGAGACUCUCAAGUGGAUUUUCGUCGGAGGCAAAGGAGGCGUUGGCAAGACUACCUGUAGCUCCAUUCUUUCGAUCCUUCUAGCCGGCGUUCGAAGCUCGGUUCUGAUCAUCUCCACCGAUCCUGCUCACAAUCUCAGUGAUGCUUUUCAGCAGCGCUUCACGAAGACACCCACUUUGGUUAAUGGAUUUACCAAUCUCUAUGCGUUGGAGGUGGAUCCUACUGUUGAACAAGAGGAAACGAGUUCUGAGGGAAUGGAUUCUUUGUUUUCAGAGCUAGCAGGUGCUAUACCUGGAAUUGACGAGGCAAUGAGCUUUGCUGAGAUGUUGAAAUUGGUGCAAACAAUGGAUUAUUCUGUUAUAGUAUUUGAUACUGCACCCACCGGCCAUACACUCAGACUUUUGCAGUUCCCAGCAGUUUUGGAGAAGGGUAUUGCAAAAGUAUUGUCCUUGAAAAGUAAAUUUGGCGGUUUGAUUAAUCAGAUGACCCGUAUGUUUGGUGUGGAGGAUGACUUUGGUGAUGAUGCGCUUCUUGUGAGGCUUGAAGGCAUGAAGGAGGUGAUUGAACAAGUUAAUAAGCAGUUCAAGGAUCCGGACAUGACAACUUUUGUCUGUGUUUGCAUUCCGGAGUUCCUCUCUCUGUAUGAAACAGAGAGAUUGGUUCAAGAACUCACAAAGUUUGAGAUUGACACACACAAUAUCAUAAUUAACCAAGUAAUCUUUGAUGAUGAAGAUAUUGAAUCCAAAUUACUUAAGGCAAGAAUGAAGAUGCAACAGAAGUACCUAGACCAGUUUUACAUGUUGUAUGACGACUUUAACAUCACAAAACUGCCACUGCUCCCAGAAGAGGUUACUGGGGUUGCGGCUCUGAAAUCAUUUUCUAGCCAUUUUUUAUCACCAUAUCAAUCAUUGGUCAGUAAAGAUGAAGUGGAACGAUUACGGCGUAGAAUUUCAGCACUAAAGCAGGAAUUAAGUGAAGCUGAGGCAGCAUUGGAGAGACUCAAAUAGUGAAAAGCAUUGAAGUUUCUCAUGACAUUCCAUUAUCAUCAGUUCUGCAAUUUCAAAGCCUCUUUUUUUCGCAUUCUUUUCAACCUUACAACCAGGCAAGGCAUGCCAAUAUAAAGCUAAUUCUCUUCUCUCUUUUUUCCCCCCCUUUUUCUUGUUAACUUCUGCAUAUUUUAGAUUGAGGCUAGCUUCAUUUUUUCACAUUAUUUAUUUAGCGUGCUUUCCAACUAAUUAUGUAUUGGUAUAUGCAUGAUAUACUUUAUUUUCUUCUGAUUCUUUCGUUAUAGAUUAGAAUUAAAAAAAUCCACAUGUCCAUCUUCUUGACACUGAACAUUAGAAACAGAACAUUUUU
Messenger RNA from Neltuma alba, 1500 nucleotides. Its product is annotated as ATPase ARSA2-like. The record is from RefSeq and is a predicted model, not a curated record. Gene Ontology annotation, molecular function: ATP hydrolysis activity; ATP binding. The coding region runs from base 93 to 1151 and encodes 352 amino acids. Gene Ontology annotation, cellular component: GET complex. Lineage: Eukaryota; Viridiplantae; Streptophyta; Magnoliopsida; Fabales; Fabaceae. The transcript is spliced from 7 exons. Gene Ontology annotation, biological process: tail-anchored membrane protein insertion into ER membrane.